AUGGAAUCCGAAACGCUGGAGCAGAUGCAGUCGCGGCACCGCAAGGAGCAGCGCGACCUUGUGGGCCGGAUCACGAGCAAGAAGAAGAACGCUACCAAGAAGACGCGCAAGGGCGUGAAUGAUGAGUGUGCCGAGCUGGAGAGGCAGUUGAAGGCGAAGCAUGAGGAGGAGGUGGCUGGGUUGUCUGGCGGUGGUGUUGCCGAGGAGGUCCAAGACAACGACGACGAGGCUACGAGAGACGAGACGGCCGAGGUUGCGGAGAAGUUGAGGGAUACUACCAUUUCCGAAUCCGAAACGCCGGUAGGAGAAGAGAAGGAACAGACACAGACGCACGCACAAGGCCAAGGCCAAGGGAAGAAGCGCAACAGACAAAAGGAGCGCCUGGCGCGGCGGGCGGCCGAGGUCGAGGCCGCGGCGGAGAAGGCGCAGGAGGAGGCGAGCGGCAUGACGGACCACCGUGGCAUCGAGAAGACGUACAUGCUCAAGGAGUUCAAAGCCAACGGGCUCGAGGAGAAGGAGAUUGCGCCGGACGGGCACUGCUUGUUUUCUGCUGUGGCGGAUCAGUUACGGCAGCUGGGGAUUCCACUUGCUAGUGCUGAAGAAGCGAGUAGUGGUGGUGGGGACUCGACGCAGAAGCUCCCGUAUAAGGUUGUGAGGAGGGCGGCGGCGGAGUAUAUGGUGUCUCACCCGGACGACUUUGCGCCGUUUUUGGAGGAGGGGUUGGAGGGGUACGUGAGGCGGAUCCGGGAUACGGCGGAGUGGGGUGGGCAGCUUGAGCUUGCGGCGCUGGCGAGCGUGUAUGGGGUUGAGAUUCGGGUUGUGCAGGAUGGGAGGACGGAGAGGAUUGGGCCGGCGGCGGGUGGUGAUGGGGAGGAGGAGAAGAAGGAGAUUUGGUUGGCGUAUUAUCGGCAUGGGUAUGGGCUUGGUGAGCAUUAUAAUUCUUUGCGAAAGCUUACGGCGUGA
Molecule: messenger RNA, 963 nt
Organism: Colletotrichum acutatum
Lineage: Eukaryota; Fungi; Ascomycota; Sordariomycetes; Glomerellales; Glomerellaceae
Exons: 1
Coding region: 1-963 (320 amino acids)
Biological process (GO): protein deubiquitination
Molecular function (GO): cysteine-type deubiquitinase activity
Source: RefSeq, a predicted model, not a curated record